AUCUCGGCUUCGGCAGAGGUGCUUCAGGAGAGCUGAGGAGGUACCCUGUCGUUUUCCGGCGGCCAAAGCUUCAGUUUGUAAUAUUUCUUCAUGAUUUUAGGUUGUUUGAUCGGCGGGUCAUAUGGAUAGACACUCUUGCUUAGCCAUGGUAGCCGAGAGAGUUGAGUUUUCGGAUUCUCCGGUGACCGUACGAGCUCCGGUGAAGUUCUCCGAGCACUGGGUCGCUAGUAAGAAGAAGCAGGUUCGAGAGAUCGGUGAGUCUCCGGCGAGGAUCCGGCGGAAAGUCAGGAUUGUGGUUACUGACGGCGAUGCUACGGAUUCUUCUGAUGAUGAAGAGGAGAGGGUUGGGAGGAGAGUGAAGAGAUACGUGACGGAGAUCAGCCUCGUUCCUCCGGCUAUGCCGGCGGCGAGGAUGGAGGCGGGUUCUCCGGUUCAGGUUGGGAAGAAGAGAGGGUUGGAUCAUGGGGUGUUGUCGUCACCGCCGGAAGGUGAUGUUAGCAGCCGGAAGAAGUUUAGAGGCGUGCGUCAGCGGCCGUGGGGGCGUUGGGCGGCUGAGAUACGCGACCCGACCCGCGGGAAACGGGUCUGGCUCGGAACCUUCGACACGCCGGAAGAAGCUGCCGCCGUGUACGACAAGGCGGCUGUGUUGCUGAAAGGAGCUGACGCCGUUACGAAUUUCCCGAAAGUAACGGUACCGGAGACGGCCGUUGAGGGUCCAAAGGACGUCGUCGACGCUGCUCUGUCGCCCACGUCAGUUUUCCGUUUCGACGACGUGACGCCGUCCAACAGCCAACCAAGUAUCGACGUCAGCACAAACGACACCUCGGCGAAGAGCGACGUCAGCACAAACGAUAUCCCGGAGAGCAGCGACGUCAGCGCAAACGACGCCGCUUUGUCCCCGACAUCAGUCCUCCGUUUCGACGGUUUCACGGCGUUUGACAACCUUCCGCUUGUAGACUUAGAUUCCUUCGGGUUCGACUUUGACUUCUCAUUCCAUUCGCCGGGGUUCGACAAACACAUCGCCGAUGAAUUCGGCGAGUUCAACUUUGACGAUUUCGCCCUCGAAGUCAGAUAAAGCGGAUUCCGUUAUUUUGAAAAGAAACCAUGGGCUCAUUAGUAAUUUGCGCCAUUUCGCGGGAAAUGUAACGUGACGUGGCAUAUUAGGCGGGAAAUACGUAGUGUGUAUAGUCAUCACGAGUAUAGUAGUUGUUGUCGGCUUGUCCUACGCAGAUUUUGUGAGAGAUAUAUAUAUAUAUAUAUUCUUAAAUCUUUUGUAUUUUUA
Ipomoea nil (Japanese morning glory) is the source of this 1282-nucleotide messenger RNA. Its product is annotated as pathogenesis-related genes transcriptional activator PTI6-like. The transcript has a single exon. The coding region runs from base 122 to 1075 and encodes 317 amino acids. The record is from RefSeq and is a predicted model, not a curated record. Gene Ontology annotation, biological process: regulation of DNA-templated transcription. Gene Ontology annotation, molecular function: DNA-binding transcription factor activity; DNA binding. Lineage: Eukaryota; Viridiplantae; Streptophyta; Magnoliopsida; Solanales; Convolvulaceae.